AUGGAUACUACGGAGAAAGCUAGACAGAAAUUGAUCGAAUUAUCCAGUUAUACAGAUCUGACCAAUGCAUGUGUUACCAGCUCGAACAUACUGGAAUGGAAGUCACUUUAUGUAGCCUUGCAUUUGACUGUUCCCGUUUUACCCGUUUUCAUUGCAAUUUUGAUAAUAAGAAGAAGAAUCGUAGUUAAACUGCUAAGUGAAUCGACGAUAUCUGAAAAAACCCGUCAUAUGCACUCACAAUUAUUGAAAGCAUUAUCUUUCCACGCAUGUCUGGCACUCUCAUAUCUUAUCACCUUGAUUAUUUAUGGGAUCGGAUAUGUAACAACAAAUUUUCCAUUGCUGCAAUACUCGUUCACGUUCUCGGCUCUUGUUCCCGUGCUGAGUCCUUUAUUGUCUCUCUAUUUUAUCAAACCAUACUGGGACCACAUUAGCCGGAUUUGGAAGAGCAAAGACAUUGCUGUAUCGUCGAUCACUGUUUCUGCAAGGGAUGUCGUGCAUAAUUACUUUUGA
Messenger RNA from Cylicocyclus nassatus, 510 nucleotides. Lineage: Eukaryota; Metazoa; Nematoda; Chromadorea; Rhabditida; Strongylidae. The record is from the annotation of a GenBank genome assembly.